Drosophila grimshawi is the source of this 1111-nucleotide messenger RNA. RefSeq names its product adenylate kinase, chloroplastic. Bases 141 to 1010 code for a protein of 289 amino acids. The transcript has a single exon. NCBI's taxonomy places the organism in Eukaryota, Metazoa, Arthropoda, Insecta, Diptera, Drosophilidae. The record is from RefSeq and is a predicted model, not a curated record.
AAUUUGUUGUUGUCAGUGCUAGUACACAAAUGAAUUCAAAUAAAAAUACUAGUGAAAUUAUACAAUUUAUUUAGUAAAAAAUAUAAUAUUCUCAAAGUUCUUUAGAAUUAGUUUUAUCAUAUUUAAGCCAUAUUGGAAUCAUGUCUUUUCCUACCAAAAUCGACAAGAAAAUGCUAGUCGAGUUCAGUGCAUCGUACACGUUCUUCAUUGAGAAGCACAAACUGAUGGAAAUCAUGAGUCGCAUCCUGGCUGAGAUAUCACUGCAGCAAGUGCAGGAUAUUCGUCGAUGGCUGGGGGAGAAUAUACGUUCGAUUGCACAGGAUGUGUAUAUGAAGUCCUUGGACGCAUUUCAUCGGGGAGUCGCCGGAGAUUUCUUUCAGCUGCCCAAGAGUUUCUUUCAUCGCAUUGUGUUGCAUGGCAGACAUGGGUCUGGUCGUCAUUCACUCGCCCAUGUGCUGGCCGAGCGUUGGAAUCUGCUCAUCUUGGAUGCCGAUGUGCUCGGCUAUCAUCACAUCAAUGGACACGAGCAGAAUGCAAAUGCGGAGCUGCUCCAACAGGGCAUUGAGUCGGAUUGUGUCAUUCGCCGUUCGCAGGCAAUUGGGAAUAUUAUCCAGCAGCGUCUGCUCAAAGAGGAUGCCCUGCAUCGUGGCUGGAUCUUGUACAAUUAUCCCAAUAAUCGGUGUGAGGCACGUGAGCUAUUCGAGGGUUUCGCUGUGCCCCCAAAUCGUUUGAUCUUUCUGCAGAUCAACGAGCAAAUGGCCAGGAUGCGAUUGCUAAUGCGCAACUAUAGGCCAACUCCGCAGGAUAAUGUCACCUAUGUGGACCGACAGAUGCGACAGUUCCGCAAAAGUGAAGCAGCACUCAAUACCUAUCUCAGUUAUCGACGCGAGGUGGUCUAUGUGGAUGCCACAGCUUGUUUUGAGGCAGUCAAAUGCCACAUCAUGUCCCACUUGACCAAGACUCCAUAUAUGCUUGGGCAUAAGUAUGGCGAGAAUAGCGCUCUCGAGUAAAUCAAAAUCGGCAUCCAAUUGCAUGUCACAUCAAUUGUGAAAUACAAACUUACUUUAAGAAAUUAUGUUCCAUAAUAUAUUUUUUUUUAUUAUUUACUUAA